Messenger RNA from Lagopus muta (rock ptarmigan), 302 nucleotides. Its product is annotated as PHD finger protein 7-like. Lineage: Eukaryota; Metazoa; Chordata; Aves; Galliformes; Phasianidae. Bases 26 to 289 code for a protein of 87 amino acids. The transcript has 3 exons. The record is from RefSeq and is a predicted model, not a curated record.
AUCCAUCUUCGGCAGGAGAUACGAGAUGUAUGGGAUGUGUUUCCAUGCAUUUUGUGUGGGAUUUGCCAACGGUCUUUGUCAACAUGGAAUAGACAAUCAAAAUAAAGGUCUGUUCCACGUUGAAGACCUCAUACGCACCGUGAGGCAGGCAGAGCAGACGCUCUGCUUUGUUUGUGGCCAGCGCGGGGCCACCAUCACCUGCGCGGAGACGGGCUGCGACCGCAGCUUCCAUUUCCCCUGCGCCAACGAGGGUCAAUGCGUCACCCAGCACUUUGACCGACACUGGUAAGGGCUGCCAGGCA